Molecule: messenger RNA, 677 nt
Organism: Bolinopsis microptera
Lineage: Eukaryota; Metazoa; Ctenophora; Tentaculata; Lobata; Bolinopsidae
Product: N-alpha-acetyltransferase 38, NatC auxiliary subunit-like
Exons: 2
Coding region: 22-300 (92 amino acids)
Cellular component (GO): NatC complex
Source: RefSeq, a predicted model, not a curated record
GUUCAGAAGUUUCUGGUAGGCAUGGAAGGUGAGGGGAGGUUUAUCAAAGGACUUGUAAACAAAAUGCUGAGAAUCCAAAUCAGCGAUGGUAGAGUACUGAUAGGCUCACUUCUCUGUACUGACAGAGAUCAGAACUUGAUAAUGGGUGGGGCGGCGGAGUACUGGCACGAUGAGACUGCGGGGGAAGCGAGGAUGUUGGGUCUCGUUAUGAUACCAGGUCGACACAUCACUUCAGUGCAAGUUGACAACUCGGACAGUGACAUUGAGAAACUGUUGGCAGAACACGAUAAAAUAAAAUGAGAGUUUUAUUAAUCGGGCAAUUUGGUGGUCAUUAGUUAUCCGAGACCAUGGUUAUCAUCAUUUCAUGUAUUUGAAACGUCACAUUUCUUGUUGCUUUAAAACAGACCAAGAUUAUAUAUGUGGUAGUAAUUUAUAUGGGGAUUUUGAAACAGACGAAAAAUGACAGAGAUGUACAAGUUCGUUUGCGGUAAGAAAAACUGUUUGCACUGUGCACAACUUUGUAUUGAAGAGACAAAAACAAGCAGAGAUUUUAGUAGAUUAUACUCACUUUUUUCUAAUGGCGUGACCUGAAGUGACCUCAUAUGAACUUUGUUUUAUAUUAAAUUUAUAUGUAUUUGGUUGAUAUUUUGUAUUUAUCAUCGAUUCUUGUUUAAUGA